Messenger RNA from Chroicocephalus ridibundus (black-headed gull), 10203 nucleotides. It is a transcript of the gene NIN, whose product is annotated as ninein. Gene Ontology annotation, biological process: centrosome-templated microtubule nucleation; microtubule anchoring at centrosome; centrosome localization. The transcript is spliced from 30 exons. The coding region runs from base 109 to 6450 and encodes 2113 amino acids. Lineage: Eukaryota; Metazoa; Chordata; Aves; Charadriiformes; Laridae. Gene Ontology annotation, molecular function: calcium ion binding. The record is from RefSeq and is a predicted model, not a curated record. Gene Ontology annotation, cellular component: centrosome; pericentriolar material; centriole.
GAGCUGGCUUCCUAAGAUGGAGGUUGUGCAGGAUGCGUGCGGGAUCGCCUCGCUGCCGGCAGCUCGCCAUCGUUGACUGACUUGCAGGUGAGCGUGGCAGGCUAUGGGAUGGAUGAAGCUGAGCAGGACCAGUAUGAAGCUCGCCUCAAGGAGCUCUUCGACAGCUUCGACAGCACGGGCACAGGGUCCCUGGGGCAGGAGGAGCUCACCGACCUCUGCCACAUGCUGCACCUGGAGGAGGUGGCCCCGGCGCUGCAGCAGACCCUCCUCCAAGGCAACCUCCUAGGCAGGGUCCACUUUGACCAAUUUAAAGAAGCACUUAUCCUCAUCCUAUCCAGAACCCUGUCAAAUGAAGAGCACUUCCAAGAACCAGAUUCUUCCCCAGAAGCCCAGCCCAAGUACAUCAAAGGUGGCAAACGCUACGGCCGGCGUUCCCUGCCGGAGUUCCAGGAGUCGGUGGAGGACUUUGCCGAGGUGACCGUCAUCGAGCCGCUGAGCGAGGAAGCGCAUCCCCCGCACAUCGCUUCCAGCGGCUGCCAGGAGCGCUGGAAGACGCGAGACAGCGAGGAGUAUGAGGCCGAGGGGCAGCUGCGCUUCUGGAACCCAGAUGACCUGAAUGCCUCCCCCAGCACCUCGCUGCCUACCCCAGACUGGAUAGAGGAGAAGCUGCAGGAGGUCUGCGAGCACCUCGGCAUCACCAGGGACGGCCUCCUGAACCGGAAAAAGCUCGUCUCCAUUUGCGAGCAGUAUGGGCUCCGAACGGCGGCCGGGGAGGUCCUUGAAGAGGUGCUCCAUAACCUGGAGCAAGAUGGCACCAUGAGCAUAGAGGACUUUUUCUAUGGCUUGUUUAGAAACGGAAAGUCGCUGACGCCCUCGGCGUCUACUCCGUACAGACAGCUGAAACGACACCUCUCCAUGCAGUCCUUCGACGAGAGCGGGCGGCGCACGACCACCCCCUCGGCCAUGCCCAGCACCGUCGGCUUCUGCCUCUUCUCCAGCUUGGACGAUGGGAUGGGCUACGGCUGCGUGGAGGGGGUCCUCGACUGCUGGCACCAGGAGGGCAUAGAGAACAGCCAGGAGAUCCUCAAGGCUUUGGAUUUCAGCUUGGAUGGGAAGGUGAACCUGACGGAGCUGACGCUGGCGCUAGAAAAUGAGCUUUUAAUAACCAAGAAUGGAGUCCACCAGGCAGCCCUGGCCAGCUUCAAAACGGAGAUCAGACACUUGCUGGAGAGGGUUGACCAAGUGGCCAGAGAGAAAGAGAAGCUGCGCUCGGACUUGGAAAAAGCCGAAAAGCUGAAAUCCCUGAUGGCCUCCGAAGUGGAUGACCACCACGCGGCAAUUGAGCGCCGGAACGAGUACAACCUCAGGAAGCUGGAUGAGGAGUACAAGGAACGAACUGCAGCUCUGAAGAACGAGCUCCAGAGGGAGCAGGAGCAAAUCCUGCAGCAGGCAAACAAACAGCGGCUGGAGCUGGAGCAGGAGAUAGAAAAGCUGAAAACAGAUGAGAACUACAUCCGGGACCGCCUGGCCCUUUCCCUGAAGGAAAACAGCCGCCUGGAAAGCGAGUUGUUGGAAACGGGAGAAAAACUGGCCGAGUACGAAAGUUUGGCAAGCAAACUGCAGAGGAACUUGGAAAACGUCCUGGCUGAGAAGUUUGGUGACCUGGAUCCCAGCAGCGCUGAGUUUUUCCUGCAGGAGGAGAGGCUGGCACAGAUGAGAAGCGAAUACGAGCGGCAGUGCAGAGAGCUGCAAGACCAGAUAGAUGAGCUGCAGUCGGAGCUGGAGGAGUACCGUGCCCAAGGCAAAGUGCUCAGGCCUUCGCUGAAAAAUUCGCUGUCGGAAGAGUUCGACAUUGAUAUGAAAAGCCACGGCAACAGUGGCAUUGAGCCUGACCAAGGGCUUGGUUCAGAAGACUGCAAUCCAUUAAAUAUGAGCAUAGAGGCAGAAAUGGCUAUUGAACAAAUGAAGGAGCAGCAUCACAGGGAUCUACAUCACCUCAAACAGGAGCUUGAAGACACGGUGAGCCAUUACGAAAAGCAGCUAGAUGAGACAAAAAUCCACUGUGAAAAGGAGCAAGAGGAUAUGAGGAAGAAGUACACUGAGGAGAUGCACGUCAUGGAAAAGCAAAUAACUGGCCUCAAAAAUCAAAUUGCAGAACUGCAAGGAGAGGCCGCAGUGCUCAGAGAACAGCAAGAAAAGCUCGACUGUAAAUACAACGAUGAGAAAACCAAAUUAAAAAUGAGUUUCGAUGAGGAAAAAGCCAAUCUGCAAGAACUGUUGAGGCAGGAGCACGAAGAAGAUGUUAGAGCCAGGCUGGAGCAGGUAAACGAGAAGUUUAGCCAAGAACGGGAAGAACUGAUUCAAAAUGGUGCCUGGGUGGAAGAAAAGAUGAGAGUUUUAGUGCAGAGGCUGCAGGAAGAGAAGGGAGAGCUGGAACGCAGCUUUCACGAGCAGCUGAAGAGGCUGGCGGAGGUGCAUGCCCUGGAGAAGGAAGAGCUCCGUCAAGAGCUGCUGAGGAAGCACCAGCAGGACCUGGAGGAGGAAAGGACAAAAAUGGAAAGUGACUAUAAGAGAAGAGCAUCUCAUGCAGAAACUCAGUUUUCUGCCGACACACAAACACUUGUGAAUAAAUAUGAAGAAACAAUCCAAAACCUGGAAGGACGCUACCAGCGGGAGUUGCAGGAACUUGCCGAACAGCAGAGAGAGGAGAAAUCUCAGUGGGAGUUUGAGAAGGAUGAGAUUGCUCAGGAGGUCGCCGAAGCUCACGAGCAACUGAAGGAAAGUCUGGCAAACGAAAAGGCCGUUUCUUCUGCCCUGACCCUGGAGAAAGAUCUCCUGGAGAAGAACUUCAAGGAAGAAGUGAACAAGCUCGUGUGCGAGAGAGAGCAGCUUCAGAAGGAGCUGCGAGACCUGAGGAACGCUGCCGAGAAGCAAGAGAAAAAGCUGAAUGAUAAAAUAGCGCAACUCCAAAAUGACCACGAGCAAGAGCUAAAGAACAGGGAAGAGCAUAUAUCCAUGGUGGAGGAAAACGGGAAGCUGGCGAGGCAAAAGCUGGAGAGGCUUGACAAGGAAUAUAAGCAAGAGAAAGAAGAACUCAACUCCAAACUUCUUGAUUUGGAGAGUUUAAACAAAGACAUUUGUGUAAGAGCAGAAUCAGAAAAGGCUGAGAUGAGUUUGGAAAUCUCAAGCCUUCAAGAGAAAAUACAGAAACUGCAGUGGGAGACCCGCAGUUUUUCCGUGCUACAAAAUCACUAUAGGGUCCUGGAAAAUGAAUACGCAAAAGCAAAGAGCAAAAUUGCGGCUUCCUGUGGCAUGGCGCUUCUGGGAGAUGAGGCAGACGUUCUCCUCAAUCUACAGAAAGUGCACGAGCAAGCCGUGAAGGAAAACGUCAGAAUGGCUGCUGAGAUCGUCAGGCUGCAGCGCAGGCUGGAAGCCACAGAGCGGGAGCCCGUGCCACCUCCCAGUCCUGGCUGCUCCGAGUCCGGCUCAGAACAAUCUCAGCUGCCAGACGAAAUAGAUCCCCUUUUUGAAGGGUUGCCCAGCGAUUGUAAAGACGCAGAGAAAGGAACAGAUUCGAACGUCCUUGUGUUUUUGGAGGCUGAUGCUACAGACCUGGAAGAAAUGACUGAGAUGGAUUCCGAUUCAGAGAAUGCGUGUGUUAAAGCCAGAGCAGCUGGGCACACGCUCAAGGUGCAGGGGUGUCAGAUCCAAGGAAGCAAAGCAGCACUGGGAGCUGAUGGCCAUCAGGACUGGGACAAGAACCAAGAGCUGCUUUCUCGGGUGCCUCUGCUGCAAAACAAGAGAGAUCUGGAGAAAACUCCUGAGAGACGACCCAGACCAAAAGUGCUACACGACAACGUUAAACAGCAGAAGGUUCAUCUGCUAAAUCACAGAAUAACUCCCCAAACUAAAGGGUUUGUUCCUGACGCUGUGAAGCUUCAGGUUGAGCUUGAGAAGGCUGAAGAACUGAGUGAAGCCUCUCUCCAGCUUGAUCAUGUUCCUGGGUCAAUGAGUGGUGACCUGAAAAGUGUAAUAGCUCAGCUUUGGAAAAGGGCAGAAGAGUUAGAAGACAGAUUAAUGGCACAGGCCGAGCUGCUGUCGCUGCAAGAAGAAAUUCAGGUAGAAAACGAAGAUCUGAAAUCCGAAAUGAUGAAGUUAGCUGAAAAAAAUAAAGUGCUAGAAGACAACCUGCGUAAGCUGAGAAGCCUUCACGGCAGACUAGAAGAAAGUCAACUGGGAAGUAGUAAGCUUAGAGAGGAAAAGGCGCAGCUCCUCCAAAAAGUUCAAGAACUGGACGAUGACCAAGAACAAGAUGCUCAAGGAAACACAGUGGCGUGCAAUGACAGGUUAAGACAGCCUGGGAAGCUGGAAGAACAUGCUGCUGCGUUUACAGCUCAGCAGGACCCGGCUGCCCAAAGGGACAGCAGGGUGUCCUGGGAAAAGAGGGAGCCGCAAGAACCCAAGGGAAAGCUGCAGGAGAAGGUUGCUGCUGCGGUUAACCCAGAUGACACGCAUCUCCAGGAGGAGAGGGAUGCAGUGACGCACGGCUUGCAGAGCACGUGCACUGAGCUGCAGCAAAAAGUUGAUCUUUUGAGGUGUGAAGCCGAGAAGCUGAGAGAGGAAAAUGCUAUUCUGAAAAACGAAGUGACUUUACUAAACGAGGAAGGUAGCGCUUCCAGCCUGAAACUGAGGGAGCUAAAUGGAUCCCGAGAAGAAAUGCGGCAAAAGAUAGAGGCUGUGAGAAGGGAGAAGGUGGCUGUACAGAAGAUGGUUGACAACCUGAAAAAGCAGGUAGCAGAUCUGAAGACCCGAAACCAGCAGCUGGACUCUGAAAACACCGAACUUAGCCAGAGGAACUCCAAAAAUCAAGCAGAUGUGCAGGAUCUCAAUCAACAGCUGGCAAGGGUGCUGAAGCAAAAGGAGAUGGAAACGGGGAAGUGCACCCUGGAAGAAUGGGAAAAGGAGCGACUGGUACUGAAGGAGGAACUGGAAAACUCCAAAAUAAAGUCAUCAAAUGUGGUGUCUUCCUUGGAGAUGGAGCUCUCAAAAAUGAAGGUUCAAGCUCACUUAUUGGAGCAGGAGAACCACAUCCUCCAGCAGGAACUCGAGAAGACAAAACAGCUGCCCCGGUGUCCUGAUCUCGCUGACCUCCAAAAUGAAGUCUCGAGCUUAAUUGCUAAAAAUGAGAAGCUGCAGAAAGAAAAAGAAGCCCUGAGUGAGGAAUUAAACAGAUGUAUUGAUAAGGUAGCUCAAGUAAGCCGCUUAGAGAGCGCGAUCGGCAGCUUGAAGCAGGAGCAGAAGUCCUGGGAACAGCAGAGUCAGACACUGAAAACGCAGCUCACCGUUUCGCAGGAGAAGGUGCAGAGUCUGGAUGAAACGCUGCAAAAUACCACCCUGCAAAUGUCCCGACUCAAAUCGGAUUUACGGGUGACGCAACAGGAGAAGGAAACCCUUAAGCAAGAAGUGAUGUCUUUACACAAGCAACUGCAGAAUGCCAAUGAAAAGAAUCGGGUUCUAGAACUGGCUGUGCCUUCCUCAGGGCUGCAGGACCAACAGAGGCAACUCCACUGGGGUGAACUGGAGCAGCUGCUGAAGCAGGAGCAGCAGCUGCUGAGGCAGGAGAACGAGAGGCUGCAGAGAGAAGUCCAGAGCAGUAAAACAGACCUGACGCACGCCAGGGAGAAGAUCAGACAGCUGGAAUCUACUGUCCUUUCCCUGAAGCACCAAAAGCAUCAAAGCCAGUCAGGCAUCGUCAAAGCCAUAGAGCAAGAGAAAUUAAGCUUGAAGAGAGAGUGCGAACAGCUUCAGAAGGAGUUGUCAUCUGCGAACAGGAAGAUCAGUCAGAUGAAUUCUCUUGAACGUGAACUGGAAACCAGCUCAGAAAAUGAAGGGCUAAGAAAAAAGCAAGUCAAACUGGAUGAUCAGUUGAUGGAGAUGCUCCACUCGAGCGGCAGUGUGAUGCUUAGCCAGUCCCCGCACUCCCGGGAGCUCCCGCAGCAAGGCUGUGCUAUGGUGCCCAAGGAACAGUUCCUGCAGCUCCAACACCAGCUACUACAAGCAGAGAGGAGGAGUCAACGUCUUCAGGAAGAGCUUGAAAGCAGACCCUCUGAAACAAACAUGCAACAGGGGGGUCAUGAGCAGCUUCUAAAAAUGAUGGAAGAACGUAUGAUGGAUGUUGAACAGAAACUAAGACUUGUGAAGAGGCUUCUCCAAGAUAAAGUAAAUCAGCUGAAAGAACAACUUUCCAAGAACACUAAAGCAGAUGCGAUGGUCAAGGAUCUCUAUGUUGAGAACGCACAACUGCUGAAGGCUUUGGAGAUGACGGAACAGCGGCAGAAAACUGCUGAAAGGAAAAAUUAUUUACUAGAAGAAAAAAUUGCCAACCUCAAUAGAAUAGUAAAGAACCUGGCAUCCCCAUCGUUUAAUUCAGCAGCUGAGAUAAGGUCAUAGCAAAGCCAUUAAGUCUGCCACAGUCCCAUGCACUUUACUGAAAUGUUAAUAUUUCAGCUUUUCACUGUGUUGCCUUUUUGUAUGGAUGAAUUUUAGUUAACAGAUUCCUCCAAGGAGAGGACAGAGCUAAAUCCCAAACCGGACACUGCCAAAAGAGAACUUUUGUUUAUUCCCAAACUGUUUUUUUGCUAAGUUUUGCCUAAAAGCAAUCUUCAUUAUGUUAAAAAAAAAAAAAAGACAUAUGUUUUUCUAGGUUAACUUAUUUUGAUACUUUGGUUUUAAUUUAAAUUAUAAAUUCUGAGUUUACUGUACUGAAUUGAUUACUCCUAUCUAGAUUGAAGCCGAGGUCUAAUGCAAACUUACAUUACCAAAUUCAAAACUUUAAACUACUUUUGGCUUUCUAGGAUACUUCAUGGUCCGAACUUACUAAUAGCAAUAGGUCAGUCUUCAACACUGUCAGUAUAAUUGCUGUUGAAAGCAAGACUUUCUUGAUAUGGCCUGUCCUCUGCAAACUGACGUUUCACGUUAUGCAGUAGGCUUUUGGGUUAUUCAUCAUGGCUGUUUCUGAGCAGAGCUCAGAAAAAAAUUUUCUUAAAAAAAUGUAAAUUGACUACUGCCUCCAACUAAGCGUAACAAUAUUUCAUCUGAAGAAAUUUCCCCGCUGGCAAAUAAAGACUACUGUGUUUUUGGGGUUUUUUCAAGCUGUGCUGCCAGACAACUUAAAAAUUGUAGAGGCCUUAAUUUUUUUGUAUGUGGAAGUAAGUUAUGCUAAACAAAGGAAGAGCCACUAAAGAGAAGUUAAGAUGUGAGUUUUGUUUAUAUAAUUUGUAAAUUCAGUAAAGCAGUGGGGUAUGUUUAUUAAACAAUUGUCAAAAGAAUGAAGAGGGGGACUUGAAUGAUUUCUUCAGUGAAAUCCUGUCACUAGGCCUCACAGAUGUGGACCUUUGCCAUUAAUGCAGUGUUCAAAAUGAGCGCUAUUUAGUGUUCAUUUCAAAAAUUUCAAAACAAAACUAUCGCUCGACCCAAGUGAUAAUUUGGAAAGGUCUGUCUUUUGUAGUAGGUCCUAGUACAUAAUCUAAGUUUGUAAUUGUGAAGAAACGUAUUCAAUGUGAAUAUGAAGAACUCAGGGAAUAACAGCCUAAAUUAGCUUCCUUCAACAUUAUAAGUGUGGAUAUUAACGUCAAUAGGUGAAGAUAAAUACGCAUUAGGAAAAGCAGGAUAAACCAAAUUGUAUUUGGAUGAUUAUUACCUUAGUACUCCUAGACCAACAUACAGAAGUGCUACAGUCAUGAAGGUCAAAGAGCAUCAAGUUUUGUAAGGACAGGUAACGCCUCCUAUUUCAUCAGUCAAUGCGGCUAAAGAAAUGCAAGUUUUCUGGGAACGCCUUCAGGACUGAGACAGGUCUGACAGAAGCGGCUGAGUAAGAGCUUCCAUGCUCAAAUGCUUGUAUAUAACCUAUUGCUGCAAAUAGUCUAAAUGCCUUGCCUCCCUCAGACCAGUAAGACACAUCUAAACAAUGUAAAUAAAACUGGUGAAAGGGGCCAUACAGGCAAUACUUGAAACUGGACCUCUUUAAAUAUGCAUGAAUUGAGAAUGCAGAGGAAGAGAGCGAGAUGUUUUGUCUCUGAGACCGCUAGCAAGGUCACAAUUCUGACAGCAUUUAUAAUGAGCCAAAAGUCCCCCAGAAACCGGGAUAAUACUGCCUACAAACUGUGAAGUAACCUAUGGAAAGUGACUUUCUCUCAAGUACUGGUUAGCGUGUGGCUGUAGGGGAUGCUAUAUCUAUGUCCACAUGGUUACUUACCAAUUUUGGAGGGUUGAGGGACUGAACUAGACAUAGAGGGUAUGACCUCCUCCUCCUCCUCUGUUGCUUUUUGCAGGCAAUAUAGUGGAAAUGGAAAUACAAUCACGUAAGAACAACAUGUCGGAGUUAUCACAGAGUCCUUAUAAAUUCUUUCACUGCUAUGCUAUUCCCAGUGGCUGUAUUGGGUAUUUCUCUAAGUAAUCUCAAAUUCAAGGAUUUACCUAUCCCGUUUUUCAGAGGCUGCAACAAUUUUUUCAACAAUUUGAAAUGCGUCAAAUUGACAAAUUGCAUUGAUAUAAAUCAGAGGUUUUAAAAAUCUGAAGUAGUAAUAUCUUGUUUCUUUUAAUAUUAAUCAGUAAGUGGUAUCAGUUAUAAUAAGUCUCUAUAUAUGGGUACCAGGGCUGCGUGUUAGCAAUAUUGUAAUUGAGCACAUCCUAAAACCAUGCCUAUGCCGCAGAAAUGAGCAAAGUUUCAAAAUACUUCCAGGAAACAAUGUAAAUCAGGUUCAGAACGGUAUUUGGAAAAAUAUCAUUAGCUAGCACAUUUUAACACUACUUCAUAUCUUGACCUAGGUUUACUUCUAAUGCUCAGUCUGUGACCAAAGUCUGAAUGCUGAACAGAGGGAAUGAGCACUUAAACUAUUGGGGAAUUAAUUUCACAUUACUCCAUUUUAAAGGCUAGACUACUUAACUAAUUCUUUUAAUCUCCUGGUAGUUACCAGGUUUUUAUAAACCAAACGUACAGACAUUUCUAGAGCACAGUACCAAAAAGGGAGCCCAGAUGAUGGAAUAAAAGGGAGAAACGGAGAAAAGGGACUUUGACUUCUCCCUUUCUCGCCCUAUUCUACCUUCCUCUACUUUUCUUUCACUUUGCUUCAAAAAAUUAACCCAGCCACAGAAGAAAGAAGGAGGAGGCGGAGGAGGAAAAUAUUCUUUAGACCAAACUCCAAUUUCACUGGAAUACUUGCAUGAAUUAAUUCUCAGAAGUGCCUUUUGUAAUUACAUAUUCUGGAGUCUUUCUGUACUGUACUGUUUUUGUGGCUACAGGACAAUUCAGGACAAUCCCUUCCCAAAUGGAGGGAACAGAGAGAAAGGUAGCGCUGCUUACAAAUGAGUGUCACAUUGCUAAUUGGUUCAUUGUGUCAGCUCAAAAGAUAAAGCAGCUGGUUUUACAAAGUCCAGGCUACUGAAAAUAAGCAUAUAAACAUGUAAGUUAUUAAGCAUUAGCGGUCUUUUGUGCAUGAAUGUGUCUCCUAUGCAGUAUAGGCAUUUUAAAGAUACCAAAGUAUUUAAUGGUAUUGUACCAGUCAAAAGUCACUGAAUUUCUAGGCCUCGUUCACACAAGUCUUGCCAAUUAAGGUAUUAACUACUUUAUUACCAGAAGGUGUUUCAACUCUUGCUUUAUGAAUCACUGUGAAAAUAAAGGCACACAGGUAUCUCGGGUCGGGAGUCUUGGAAGCGGAGAGGCCCCCCAAGUUAAAUUUAUGUGUACUGAAUUCACACAGCUGAAGUGCUACUUGUCAGUUUAGAAUGAUUUAAAAGUAUACAUUGUCGCACAUUCUCCAAUUACUACUUUAAAUAUAAGGAAAAAUGAAUUAUUUGAAUUCUGAUUGAAAAAAAAAAAAAAGCUUGUAACAUACUUUAUUUUAGCCAGAUUAUACGUAAGGUAGAGCAGGGGACGGUCUGGAUCUAUCAAGAGUAAAAUACUUUUGUUUACUUUCAGCAAAUGACAUUGCUGUCUCUCAGGUUUUCCAUCAUUUACCUGUUAAGUCUCCUGUUCAGUGUCAAAUGCUGUCAUUUCAUGACAAAUGACUUCUGUAUAAAUGAAAACAAUUGUGUAUUUUUUUUUUCUAUUGUUUUGUUCUGGUGUAAUAUAUUGUCCUUACAACAUCAUGUAAAACUGAAAGAUGAACCAACUUACACGUUAUUUAUAAUGAAUGUAAAAAACAA